CAGAAAAUAUGGGUGUGGAUAUUCAAACGUACCGGGCGAGAAUUGGCACCUACAGUAAUUCUAGGGCUGGUGAUGUAGUCACAGUGACCAAGCAGGUUAACAUCAGAGAUGGCAUUAAAACUAUAGGAUGUUUGAUAUUCAUUGGAAUUCUUUUAGUGAUGGCUGGCAUUGAACUUAACCCUGGACCGAGGGAGAAAGAUUCAACAUCUAAACGGACGCCUGCAAAUGCUAAAAUUCUUAAAGUGAGCGGCUUGCCAAAAAGCAUUGGGAAAGAUUCUUUGAUAAACAUUUUUGAAAAUACAAGGCGACAAGGGGGUGGCAAUGUUUUAAAAGUAGAUAUCGAUCAGAAUGACUCAUUUGCUCUUGUUGAGUUUGAGGAGCCGGAAGCUUUACAAUUAGUGCUGAGGAAAGUACCAAUUCAGAUAGAGGGUAAAGAAGUAUCUGUUGAAAUAUACAUUGAUGAAGGUUCUAUAGGUGAUGAUAAAAGCCGUGCUGGUGAAGUCUUUGCAGAUAAACCCAACAGUCUAGAAUCUGGUUCCGAUUUUGAGCAUGUAAAUAAGUCAGGCGCCGGUGCUAAAGUGACAGCUGUAAAACAUGCUAUUUCAAAAGGAUUUAAAAAAAGUUUCCGAGUUUUCAAGGGUAAAAAAGGUAAACUUACAUGCUAG
This is a messenger RNA of Ruditapes philippinarum (Manila clam), 665 nucleotides long. RefSeq lists its product as uncharacterized. The record is from RefSeq and is a predicted model, not a curated record. The transcript is spliced from 5 exons. NCBI's taxonomy places the organism in Eukaryota, Metazoa, Mollusca, Bivalvia, Venerida, Veneridae. Gene Ontology annotation, molecular function: RNA binding. Bases 9 to 665 code for a protein of 218 amino acids.